UCAAUAAACCAUGCAGAAACAAAGGAAAUUCAAUCCUAAAAAGUUGCCCCACAAGUUCCAUGGACGCAAGAAGGCCAAGGAUGCAUCAUGGCAGCCAGUGAAAUUGAACGGUCCCGUGAUUGCCGAUGAAGGUGCCGAUUUCGGUGGCUUCGUAGGGUUGGAAAUCUUGGAGAACUAUUCGGGAGACUUUGUGAGGCAGGAAAAGCGCAAGAGUCGUGAAGAAGAUGAGGUUAUUGAGAAGAAAAAUAAACCGAAGCGUAAACGUUCUAUCGAUAGUGACGAUGAAAGUGAUUCGGAUGAGGAGAUUAGAAGCAAAAAGAAACAAAAGAAAUCUAAGAAAAAGAAAACUGCUAAACCGAGGGAUGAGGAUUCUAGUGAAGAUGAUUCCGGGUUCGAUGAUCAACCAAAGAAAAAGAUUAAACCCGUUAAGCAGACCGGAGUCAUCAAACCGAACCAGGAUGAUAGUGUUUCUGACGAUAGUGGGGAGCAAGAUCCGGUUCCGGUUUUUUCGAUGUUGCUGAAAAAACCUUCUACAUCGAAGAAACUGGAGACUCCUCAAGACUCUGGAAAGGAAUCCGUUGCACCAGCUUCCUCCAAAAAUUCAAGAUCAAAACAGGAAAAGAAACUGAAGCCAAACCAACGGAUAGAUUCCAGUAAAACAACACAGAAAAAAGGUAAAGAAAACAAUGCGCAGCUAGGCAAACCUGAAGCAAAACCUUAUUCGAGUGUGGAUUAUAUGGCUUGGACACAGCUAGGCGUUUCGGAACCAAUUGUGAGGGCUCUCGCCGAUAAGGGCUUCAAAGUACCAACCGAAAUCCAGAACAAAUCACUUCCGGUUGCCAUCUAUGGCCGGCGGGAUUUACUUGGUGCUGCCGAAACGGGAAGUGGUAAAACUCUUGCCUUCGGAAUACCUAUGCUGGAAGGUAUAAUGCGGAUGAAGAAAGCCAAGCAACCGAAUGCCGAUGAUUCGAGCGAGCACGAGUUGACACCUCCACCGGAAGAUAUUGAUAUGACGGAGGAGGAUGAGCAGGUGUUUGCCGAGGGAGUUCAACAUUUGAACAAGAAUGUUGUUCACACCGAGAAACCAUUGUACGGAUUGAUACUUACGCCAACGCGCGAACUUGCGGUACAGAUAAACGAUCAUCUGAAGGCAGUAGCGAAGUACACCGACAUCAAUAUUGCGACCAUUUUCGGUGGAUUGGCUGCGGUGAAACAGGAACGUCUGUUGCGCAAGUGUCCGGAAAUAGUGAUCGCUACGCCCGGUCGGCUGUGGGAACUGAUACAGAGUGAUAAUCAUCAUCUUUCGAAGGUGACCGAUAUAAGAUUUCUGGUUAUAGAUGAAACUGACCGGAUGUUGGAAAAAGGACACUUUGAGGAACUGAAGCAAUUAUUGGAGCUUAUCAAUGCAAACGAAGAUGCGAAGAAAAUGAGACGUAACUACAUCUUUUCUGCUACGCUCACUAUGGAUCACGAGUUGCCGGAACAUUUGAAAAAAAACGUAAAAAAAUCGAAAAAAGUGCUCAAACUUACUCCCGGCCAGCGUAUGGACAAUCUGAUCGAAAUAAUCGGUAUGACCAAUCCGAAGGUCGUUGAUCUCACCCAAGAUCACGGUACAGCACGUACCCUUACCGAGUCGCGUAUCUUAUGCCAGGCGGAGCAUAAAGACUUCUAUCUAUACUACUUCCUUGAUCGACAUCCAGGCCGUACGCUCGUGUUCUGCAACUCGAUCGAUUGCGUCAAACGGCUCGUUUCGCUGUUCGACUAUUUGAACUGUCAACCGCUCAGCCUGUUCGGUAGCAUGCAACAGCGUCAGCGGUUGAAGAAUCUUGAACGUUUCACGGCUAAUCCGCGAGCGUUGCUCAUUGCGACUGAUGUGGCGGCGCGCGGUUUGGACAUCCCCAACGUGGACCACGUCAUCCACUAUCAGGUUCCGAAAACGACGGAAAAUUAUGUGCACCGUUCGGGACGUACGGCGCGUGCGAGCAAAGAAGGCCUAACGGUACUGCUGAUUGGACCGGGUGAAGUAAAGGACUACGUUAAGCUUAACCAGGAUCUGGGACGCACACAAGAUUUACCGCUGUAUCCUACCUCCGAGCGGGCUAUGAAACAGGUGAAGGAACGCGUACAGUUGGCUCGUCAAAUCGAACGAAUGGAUCUGCAGCAGCGCCGUGAAUCGGCGAGCCGCUCUUGGGAAGAUCAGCUGGCGAAAGAGUUUCGGAGCGAUUCCGAGGUGGAUAGUGAGCAGGAGGAUAUGAGGCGAUUGGAGCAAACGAAGCGCAAGCGUCAGUUCAAGGCGAAACGUUUGGAGCUCAGCCAACUGCUGGCAAAACCAAUCAUUGCUGAUCAGCUGGAGAUGAACUAUCCGUCGUUAAACAUUGGCGCAAUGCAGAGCCGGCCAAUCGAGAAAGAUCAGUCUGCCAUAAGUCUCGUGCGCAGGUCUGAAGAACAGCGAAUUCUAGAGAAAAAGCAGCGAAGUAAUAAGAAAAAAUGAAG
Molecule: messenger RNA, 2493 nt
Organism: Anopheles maculipalpis
Lineage: Eukaryota; Metazoa; Arthropoda; Insecta; Diptera; Culicidae
Product: ATP-dependent RNA helicase ddx24
Exons: 5
Coding region: 11-2491 (826 amino acids)
Cellular component (GO): nucleolus
Molecular function (GO): nucleic acid binding; ATP binding; RNA helicase activity
Source: RefSeq, a predicted model, not a curated record